This is a messenger RNA of Lolium rigidum, 2172 nucleotides long. RefSeq names its product AAA-ATPase At3g50940-like. The coding region runs from base 1 to 2172 and encodes 723 amino acids. The record is from RefSeq and is a predicted model, not a curated record. Gene Ontology annotation, molecular function: ATP hydrolysis activity; ATP binding. The transcript is spliced from 7 exons. Lineage: Eukaryota; Viridiplantae; Streptophyta; Magnoliopsida; Poales; Poaceae.
AUGGAGAUGUUGCUGGACUGGCGCUCGGUGGGCUCGCUGAUCGCCACGAUCAUGGUGUUCCGGACGGCCAUGCGGGACUUCAUCCCGCCGGAGGCCGAGCAGUUGCUGCGCCGCCUCCUCGCGGGGCUCGCCGCGGCGUUCAGGCCCCCGACGGCCACCAUCCUCAUCGACGAGGCCGACGGCGCCGCCAGCGGCGCCACCAACGACCUCUACGACGCCGCGCAGCUCUACCUCGGCGCGCGCUGCCUCGCCACGGCGCCCGCCGUGCGACUCUACAAGCCGCGACAGGCGAGCCGCGCCGUCGCCUCACUCCCGGACGCCCACACCGCGCACGACACCUGGAAGGGCGUCACGGUAAAGUGGACCUCGACCGCGCGCCCCGCCGACCGCGGCGGCAACCCGUACAACGUCUACGGUGGCGGCCGGGGCCCCUCCGGCGGCGGCGACCACCGCAGCCUCGAGCUCCAGUUCCCACUCCAGCACCGCGACUUCGUGCACGACAGCUACAUCCCCCACGUCAUCGACGAGGCCACCAGGAUGCGGCUCACGUCGCGGGAGCGCAGGCUGUACACCAACCGCGCCGCCGCGCCCGGCGAGGACCACCACCGCCUCUGGACCUCGCACGCCUUCUCCCACCCCUCCACGUUCGACACGCUCGCCGUCGACCCGGCGCUGCGCGACGAGAUCCGCGCGGACCUGCUCCGAUUCGCGUCCCGGCGGGAGCACUACGCGCGCGUCGGCCGCGCGUGGAAGCGCGGGUACCUGCUCCACGGGCCGCCGGGCACCGGCAAGACCAGCCUCGUGGCCGCCAUCGCCAACCUCCUCGAGUUCGACGUCUACGACCUGGAGCUCACCACGGUGCCCACCAACUCCCACCUACGCCGCCUCCUCGUCUCCACCACGCCCAAGUCCGUCGUCAUCGUCGAGGACAUCGACUGCUCCCUCGACCUCUCCGACCGCAGGAAGAACGGCGGCGGCAGCAUCCACGAAGACAACAACAACGCGCAGCUGGCGAUGCUAUCCCCGGCGACCGCGUCGAUCGGGCGGGAGUCCGUAAGCCUCUCCGGCGUGCUCAACUUCGUGGACGGGCUCUGGUCGUCCUGCGUCGGCGAGCGCCUGAUGAUCUUCACCACCAACCACCCGGAGCGGCUGGACCCGGCGCUGCUCCGCCCCGGCCGCAUGGACCGGAAGAUCGAGCUCGGCUACUGCUCGCCCGCCGCGCUCCGCGUGCUCGCCAAGAACUACCUCGGCGUCGGCGAGGACUCCGACGACGACGAUCCUGACACGGUGAACGGCCUCAUGGGCCAGGCCGAGGACCUGCUCGCCGCCGACGUGCGCAUCACGCCGGCCGACAUCGGAGAAGUGUUCAUGGGCUGCGACGGCGCAGGCGCCUCCGCCGCUUUGAGUAAGCUCGUCGGCGAGCUGCGUCGCAGGAGAGAUCACGCACCUGCCGUAGACGCGCCUCAGCCGAGUGCAUUGACAGCGGAGACGAUGGACUGUGGAGUUGAUGCGAAGGAUUUGCAGAGGGAAGCGCCGGGAGUAGUCUCGGUUUGUUUCUCGUCUGGAUCAUGGUUCGCCGUGGAGCCAGAGGAGAUGGUUUCCUCCGUGGUGAAGCUCCCAGCAAGCGACCUGCGUUUCGAGGAUGCCGUGGAGGCCGUCGGAUCAGUGCACUAUCUAGACUGCCUUGAUUUUGGUGUUCACAUUGUUGGUAGUGGAAUUCCUAGGGCAGUUUCGUGGUCUGGUGAUAUGAUUGUAGAGUAUUCUGAAUUGGACCAUAAAGGCCAAAGAUCAUUUGGGCGCAGACGCUUGAGAACAGAUCUCCCCGGCUACUACCUAAACAAUCAUAGAACUAACAUGGGCAACACGAAUUGCAUGAACCUUGGUACACAUUUUCAUUCUUUAUCGGCACAAUUCAAGCAAUCACUUCACGAUAAAUUUGGCAUUGUUUUGGAUGGGAAGAUAAUUGAUGGCAUCUUUGAAACUGUUCAGUGUGCUGAUUCAUCUCAUUGUGGGAACAACAUGUUAGGAAGUUUAACUCAUGAUGUUCUAGAUUUUUUAUCAAAUGCAUGGCCUGGAACUGUUCUUACUGAUUUGGGGCAUAGUUCAUGGUUGUGCAAAAGGAUAAGCCCGAUUAUUGUUCAUUUGUUUUGUCGUACUUGUUACACUUCAUAG